GGCCAGAUUAGCAGGUGCAAGUGGGCUGACCAAACAUAACUUGCCAUCGCCGUCAUUUACCCAGGGUCUGUACAUGUUAAACCUCCAUCUUACCUUCAAUCUUCAAUCUUCACCCACCCAACAGCAUUUGAACCUGAAAAACCUUGAGCUUCCUUCUUCUCCUGAAAUCCUAAGUAACCUAGCUGUACCUCUUGUUGAUGCGCGCUGUCCUAAACGUACCUUUUUUCGGAAAUAUAAUCUCAACCGUAUACAUCUUCACAAUACUUACGUAGCUUUCUAUCCCCCGCAAACGAGCCGGCCAGGAUGGAUCAAAUGGUGAUGGGCGAUGGCGGUCGAAACCCGUUAGAAGCCUGGUUUUGGGAGAUGCCCAUAUGCACUCGAUGGUGGACAACAGCGACGGUUCUUACUAGUGCUCUGGUCCAGUGCCAGAUGGUCACGCCGUUUCAACUGUUUUAUAGUGUCCGAACAGUAUUCCAGAAGGGAGAGUAUUGGCGAUUAUUGACCACGUUUUUAUACUUCGGCCCGUUCUCUCUCGAUCUCCUUUUCCACGUCUACUUCCUUCAACGCUACGCUCGCCUCCUUGAGGAGUCGUCGGGCCGAUCACCGGCCUACUUUUCUUGGCUCCUCAUGUAUUCGAUGGCGUUCUUGAUUGUACUCUCGCCGUUGGUGUCUAUGCCAUUCCUCGGCCACCCACUGUCAUCGACGCUUGUCUACAUCUGGUCGCGACGCAACCCAGACACUCGCCUGAGCUUUUUGGGUCUAUUAGUCUUCACAGCGCCGUACCUACCCUGGGUUCUGAUGGGCUUUAGCCUUGUGAUGCAUAGUACGAUUCCCAAGGAUGAGAUUAUGGGUGUUGUCGUCGGGCACAUCUGGUAUUUCUUCACUGAUGUGUAUCCUCCGAUGCAUAAUGGCUCCCGGCCACUUGACCCACCCAGGUGGUGGCGUCGUCUGUUCGAAGGUCGACAACAAAGAGAGGAUACGGCCAAUGCGAUUAAUAAUGAGUUCGCAGUGGCAGGGGGCCCCGAGCUAGCCGCAGCCGACAUGCGGUAAGCUAUUGCAUCGGAUAAACUUGACGAUGGUGUCUGUUUCCUUUAUGGGUUAUCAUAUCAAUAUCAUUUUAAGGGCGUUAUGGGACGGUGUCAGAUUGUGCGACGACUCCGGUUAUGAUAGGCGUUGCAAAGGACACGAACAAGACGGGUAGCGUUUCAUACUCUCGAUCCAAGAAAAGUGUGGUAGGAAACACCGAUGAGCACUUGUACAUACGAUUCUAAAAAAAUGAUGAGCUUAUCAAUAUGCGUUUGAUCGCGACCUAGAGCAAUGCUAUUGCUUCAUAUAGGUAAUCACUUAGAUACCUUACUUGGCAAGCAAGUACUGAGUAGCUAUGAGUGUGUAGACAUACAUGUUCAUAGGAAUGGAAGCAAUGCUAGUCCAUCUUGUAUUCCACUGCUUACGCCAUCCCAUGUUGUAUUUACCGCAAACUUCGUAUUCAUAUCAUAUGUUUACAUGGAUACCUAGUAGUUACUGUAGACCAAACUAUGAGCUUAGGUAUUUAUCUACGAAGUAGUCUACUAUUCAAGGGGCAAAUCUCAACUUUAACUACAUAUACUACAUCGCUUCUAUACCUCGUACAUACUACACGCCCAUGUUAACUAUAUCUACCUAAUGCAGGGCACUUACGCACCAAGCUGACUAAGUCCAGACUGUCCAGUCCAUCCCGCCUUUAAGUUAUGUCACUAGCCCCACCAAAGAGAAAAAAAAGCCAAAUGCUGAUUGCC
Molecule: messenger RNA, 1775 nt
Organism: Hypoxylon fragiforme
Lineage: Eukaryota; Fungi; Ascomycota; Sordariomycetes; Xylariales; Hypoxylaceae
Product: derlin-2
Exons: 2
Coding region: 304-1050 (248 amino acids)
Biological process (GO): endoplasmic reticulum unfolded protein response
Cellular component (GO): Hrd1p ubiquitin ligase ERAD-L complex; endoplasmic reticulum membrane
Molecular function (GO): misfolded protein binding; ubiquitin-specific protease binding
Source: RefSeq, a predicted model, not a curated record